AUGCCUCGCGGACACCAGGGUCGGCUGAGGAAGGCAAAGGCCUUCGCCAAGAAGCUACUGAGAGAGCUCAAAGGAGACGCCCUACCAUCACCUGCGCAAGUGGAAAGUGAACGAGGGAGUGAGACUGGAGAUGGCAACGUACAAGUACAUCUUGGGCCACCGGUACCAACUGCAAGCCAGGGUCGUAAUGAGCCCGAAAGUGACAGUGACGGAAAAGAUGAGCUGUGCCCCAAACCUAAACGAGCCAGGAAAAAAUACGCGAAAUGCGACAGGUUCAGUGCACGAAAAAAGAAGGUACGGGACAUCUGGACAGAUGUAUUCGAAGGAAAGCCUACUCUGGCGGAGUUGAACGAAGUAGUCAGCGACGAGAACAAGGCCAUUCAGUUCCUGGCAUCGAAAGGGGCGAUAACGAUCCCAACUAUAUGUGGGCGAUGCAACAGUGGGGUGACGCCUGACUGGAAAAGACACCAGUCAAGAUGUCAGAAGGCGAAUUGCGUAUGGAAGCCACCAACGGAAUGUGAGAUCUGCCCCUGCAAGGACAUGCAGACAGUGCCUGUGAGCACGGUCGACGAGGGAAAACAGUGUCAGAACGCAGAAUGUGGUUGGACAUGGUCUCCUGGCAAGCCGUGGACCUGUUCCUUCUUCCGGAAGAGCUUUCUGAGCGACUGCAGACUACCAAAAAAUGAAGUGCUCCUUCUCCUGUACUUGUGGCUUACCAACGCGACGCAUACGAUGGUGUGCACCCUUCUGGGAUGGAACAACGAAACAGCAACACGGUGGCUUAAGUGGUGCCGGAAAAUGGCACAGGAGAUAGUGGUGAGCCAACCACACGACAACAACAUGAUCGGUGGCAAUGACAUCAUCGUGGAAAUCGACGAGUCCAAGUUUGCCAAGAGGAAGUACCACAAAGGAAGACGUGUGAAAGGUAGCUGGGUACUCGGAAUGGUGGAAAGAACACAACAACGUCGUAUGGUGCUCCUUGUGGUCCCAGAUCGAACGAAGAAGACGCUAGAGCAUGCCAUUAUGACCUUUGUCCAUCCAGGAUCGACAAUUCACACCGACAUGUGGAAAGGGUACAUCAGUCUGGAUCGAUUAGGAUACGACCACAAAACUCUCUGCCAUAAGUAUGAGUUUGUCUCAGCAGAGGGAACGCACACCCAAACGAUAGAAGGGAACUGGACACCUCUUAAACGAGCUAUUCCGGUCCAGUGCAGGAGUGGUGUGGAUCUGCAGGAAUACCUAUUUCAAUUCAUGUGGAGAAGAAAGAACGAGGGGCGUGAAUGGGAGGCUCUGUGGGAAGGCCUAGCUCGUGUGCGCUUGACUGUCCAGGAAUUGGAGCGGAUGGACCAAGAGAGAGAGAGAGUUUGCGAGGAUGACGACGAGGACUACGUGCCAAUUGACGAUGCCGAAGAGGCCGAAAAGGCCGAAGAAGAAGCUGUGGAGACCAACGACUACGACGACUUUGUUGCUUCCUUCGGGGAUCUGGACUUGACACCAGUUGAAGACGGUGGCACCAUGGAGAACGAGGCAGUGAACGAUUCAGCAGAGACGGAGGAAGAACGACUACGGGAGGACAUCGCAUACGAGGUGAUAGCAGAAAUGUUGGAGGGAGGAGUAGUGGAUCGGUCCAUCUUCUACCAUGACACAGGAGCGAGAGCGAUUAUUUAG
Seminavis robusta is the source of this 1668-nucleotide messenger RNA. Lineage: Eukaryota; Bacillariophyta; Bacillariophyceae; Naviculales; Naviculaceae. The record is from the annotation of a GenBank genome assembly.